Molecule: messenger RNA, 495 nt
Organism: Aspergillus terreus NIH2624
Lineage: Eukaryota; Fungi; Ascomycota; Eurotiomycetes; Eurotiales; Aspergillaceae
Exons: 2
Coding region: 1-495 (164 amino acids)
Source: RefSeq, a predicted model, not a curated record
AUGGCUCCAAGUCUUCUGGGCGCAACAGUGACCGUUCGCCAGAUACACCCAAGCCAUUCACGCGUAUCUGCGCAUCAUGGUCAGGGCGGACCAAUCUCUGGUGAUGCAGAGACGUUGGCAGCAGCACAUCAGUCAGGUCAUGUCCUCGGUCUUUCUCUCCCAGGGGAGGGAGUAGUAAUAGGGGAUUCUCGGGCCACGACUACAGCAUACGACAAGGUGCCAGACGUAGCUGGGGCGAGGAGGUCCAAUGGACGGCUGCUGUUUGUUGGGGAGCUCAAGACUCCCCCGGUUGAAGCUCACUCCUUGGGCAACAUCCCGACGGAGAGAAAGCCUCGCGAAAUCCUUGGGCAAAUAGCAGAAUACAUGCAGGAAACGGGGAGGCAAUAUGGAUUCAUGUCCACCUAUGAGACGAUUUUUCUUCAACAAGUGUCUGGUCCCGGCAACACCCGGACCGUGAGCGCUGCGUGGUGUCUGGAAUCUGCCCUUUCGAAGUAG